CUGAGGCCGAUAAAUUCGAUGAAGGCACAAAGGAACAAAUGUGAAAAAUUGUCGCUUUAAAUUGGCAAUUAUAUAUUUAAGUGAAAUAGAUAUAUACGCGCAGAUAUAUGUGCUUGUGUGGCUGAGACUGAAGAUAACAAUGGCCGGUAACAUGUCUUCCAGUUCGAAUGGGGAGUUAAAGAAACUUUCGGAGGAAAGUUUACUACAGCCCCCGGAAAAGGUUUUCGAUAUUAUGUACAAACUGGGCGAGGGAAGUUACGGGUCCGUCUAUAAGGCGCUCCACAAAGAGAGCUGCUCCAUUGUGGCCAUUAAGCUGGUGCCGGUGGAGUCCGACCUGCACGAGAUCAUAAAGGAGAUAUCAAUUAUGCAACAGUGCGAUUCUCCGUACGUGGUUCGCUACUACGGGUCUUACUUUAAGCAGUACGAUUUGUGGAUAUGCAUGGAAUACUGCGGGGCGGGCAGCGUUUCCGACAUAAUGCGCCUCCGCAAGAAAACGCUGACAGAGGACGAGAUAGCCACCAUAAUGUCGGACACGCUCAAAGGCCUGGUCUAUCUGCAUCUGCGCCGGAAAAUACAUCGAGAUAUCAAGGCUGCCAACAUACUGCUCAACACGGAAGGCUAUGCCAAGCUGGCCGACUUUGGUGUGGCUGGCCAGCUUACAGACACGAUGGCCAAGCGGAACACGGUCAUAGGAACUCCCUUCUGGAUGGCCCCCGAGGUUAUUGAGGAGAUUGGCUACGAUUGUGUAGCGGAUAUUUGGUCCCUUGGCAUCACAGCCCUUGAAAUGGCUGAGGGAAAGCCCCCCUACGGUGAUAUACAUCCCAUGCGAGCUAUUUUUAUGAUACCUCAGAAGCCACCACCCUCGUUUCGGGAACCAGACAGAUGGAGCACUGAAUUUAUUGACUUUGUAAGCAAAUGCCUGGUGAAGGCUCCCGAUGAACGUGCCACAGCUACAGAGUUACUGGAGCAUGAAUUCAUCCGCAAUGCCAAGCACCGUACCAUAUUGAAGACCAUGCUGGAGGAGACCUGUGCCAUUCGAGAACAACAGCGGGCCAAUCGGGCUGCUGGCGGAGUGUUGGCCUCCAGUCAGGCCAAGAGUCUUGCCACACAGGAGAACAGUAUGCUACACAACAUGCAAGAGGAAGAAACAGAGUUCAACGGCACGGGCAAGACCUUCAUUGAUGAUCCUGGCACGCUGGUACCUGAAAAAUUCGGUGAAUAUCAGCAAAGCUCCGCUUCAGAUGCAACCAUGAUAUCGCAUCCGGAGCCAGACUUUGACGAAGGCACCUUGGGACCGGGUGGCGUACGAGGUUUGAGCAGGGCAACGGCAACCGGCGCGACUGCUGCGUCUGCAUCAUCACCUCUGGAUGUACCAGCAGUCGAUAGUGGUACGAUGGUGGAGCUGGAGUCAAACUUGGGCACAAUGGUGAUUAACUCUGACUCGGACGAUUCGACAACAGCUAAGCGCAAUGACGAUCAGAAACCUCGCAACCGGUAUCGUCCUCAGUUCCUGGAGCAUUUCGAACGUAAAAAUGGGGGCGAUGGACGGGGCGACGACAAGUCGGCGGCUACAGAGUAUUCCCCUGCGGCAGCCGAGCAGCAGCAGCAGCAGCAACAACAGGAGGAGCAGCAUCUGGCCAGUGGAGCCAACGAUUUAAACAACUGGGAGCACAACAUGGAAAUGCAGUUCCAGCAGAUAUCCGCAAUCAAUCAGUACGGGAUACAGCAACACCAGCAGCACCAGCAGCAGCAUGUACUCAUGGCCUAUCCACUGAUGAAUGAUCAGCUCAUUGCCAUCAACAAUCAACAGAAUCUUCUGCGCAACAAUGCCACGCCCCUCGCUCAGCAGGGACACCCGGCUGUGGCUGCAGCUCAACCGCCGCCCGCAUAUCAGAAUCAACAUAUGUACGCGCAAUCGCACGCAUAUGUGGAGGGUGAAUUUGAGUUCCUUAAGUUUCUUACCUUCGACGAUCUAAAUCAGCGUCUUAGCAACAUUGACCACGAAAUGGAGCUGGAGAUUGAGCAGUUGAAUAAGAAAUACAAUGCCAAGCGGCAGCCCAUUGUGGAUGCCAUGAAUGCAAAGCGCAAACGCCAGCAGAAUAUCAAUAAUAAUCUGAUUAAGAUAUAGAAAAAUCGACUCACAACUUUGCAAGGCAACUGAAAAUAGAUUUUUAACUCACAACACCCUUUGCAUUGGGGGGAAUUCAACGGAAGUGUGCUCGAGCUGCUGAAGCAGGUUCUUUCUUCCAUAUUGAUCAUUCAAUACAGUGUAGAGGGCGCGAAACAAAACGCAAGAUAUAAAAACAAAAGCUUUAUUGUAAAAUGCAGUGAAAACAGGAAAGAAAUGUGGUUAUAAACGUCGUCGGAAAAACAUACAACAUACAUACAUAUAUUAAAUAACGCACGAACACUUAUUUCCUCCUUUUUCCGUAUUGAUUUUGUUCAAAAUUUUAGUUUUUGUUUCGUUUCAUAAUUUAUAUGAUUUCGGACUUCAUCUAUCUUCCAACGAACACAUUCUCGAAUUAAUAAGAUAUUUUUGCAUCUCGCAGCUGCCUGCACUAUCUACUGCCUAAGUCCACUCCAAAUUGAUAAGACUCCAUAAAAUGUUUUUCCCGGUUAACUACUAUUAACCUUAAUCUCUUCCUAUAUUUUAUACUUUUACUUGUGUCUUCGUGCGAACACAAACACACACACACACAGAAACCCGUCAAGCAAUAAAUAUAAAUAAAUACGUUUUUACAACGCAUAAAAAUGAAUAUUUUUCGAAGGUAUACAUAUUUAUCAAAGCAAAAUGCACUGAAGCACUCACAUUUAUAUAUAUACUAGUACUUUUAGAUCUUAUAACUAAUUUACCUAAUAAAUAUAUCGUAAUAUAUGCAAAAAAGCUUAUCAAUACAAAUACCUUUGUAUAAUAUA
Molecule: messenger RNA, 2916 nt
Organism: Drosophila miranda
Lineage: Eukaryota; Metazoa; Arthropoda; Insecta; Diptera; Drosophilidae
Product: serine/threonine-protein kinase hippo-like
Exons: 2
Coding region: 140-2128 (662 amino acids)
Biological process (GO): protein phosphorylation; regulation of MAPK cascade; protein tetramerization
Cellular component (GO): cytoplasm
Molecular function (GO): protein serine/threonine kinase activity; ATP binding
Source: RefSeq, a predicted model, not a curated record